Molecule: messenger RNA, 652 nt
Organism: Aspergillus homomorphus CBS 101889
Lineage: Eukaryota; Fungi; Ascomycota; Eurotiomycetes; Eurotiales; Aspergillaceae
Exons: 1
Coding region: 230-562 (110 amino acids)
Source: RefSeq, a predicted model, not a curated record
UUGCAUGUUUGUGCUUCUGCACGGUCACAUGGAUGUGGUCCCAAUGUAUCAAGAUCUUGAGUGGCAGGCAUUCACUGACUUCCUCGCGGCAGGGGAACACGCUGUCUCCUGCGCUAACGUAUGUCGCUAUUCCGCCGGUACUUGGCUAAGUCGAUGCAAUGUCCGCCACGGCUGAUCGUCUAGUCAGGUUGCACGCCACAUUCUUCGAAUUAACCCUCGACUAAACUUCAUGUAUCGAUAUUUUGGGAUAUACUUCUUGCAGCCUUCCUUCAUCUUCCUUAUCCUGGCGCAGAAACUGGGCCAAAAAUCGGACAAUUUAAUCCUGCGCAACUGUGCAAUCAACCUCCAGGUUUUGGAUAAGUUUGUGCUUGCGACCAACAUGGAUUUUCAACGAACGUUAAAUCCCAGCAUGGAAAUCCACUACCAAGACAUGAUCGAACUCGCGAUACCAAUAUAUCGGCACUUCAGGAGCUACAGACUCAUCUCGACCCCGAAAUGCUACGUUAUCGCUGGACUCCGGGCUUCAUGGGAUUGUGGACACACACAAAGCCAUAGACAUUGAAGAGACACAAUUCGCGCUAUUUUGCCUGCCUCUCUGAAGACAUGUGAUGGGAGAGGCGAAAUUGUCUCUCAUCUCUUGGGAAUUGUUUUG